AUGAAAGACCCACAACCUGCGAUGAAUAAUGAAAUUGAAGCAGCAGUUGAAUUCAUUAACAACUUUGAUAUUGUACCAGUCCCAGUUGGAGGUCAAGAUGCAUCUAAUAAUAGGACACGAUUAUUAUAUCCGGCAUAUUUAGCUGUAGCUGUAGCGCUUAAUAUCAAAAUUACAGUUUUGAUAGAAUUCCCAUAGAAAUUUUGUUGAAACGAUCAUUUUUGACAUAAAGGGCUACAGCACUGCAGUUCAUUG
Messenger RNA from Acanthoscelides obtectus, 252 nucleotides. Lineage: Eukaryota; Metazoa; Arthropoda; Insecta; Coleoptera; Chrysomelidae. The record is from the annotation of a GenBank genome assembly.